CUUUUCAGAAACCGGUUGCAGAAGGAUGUGUUCCUCCAGAGAACCUAGGUUUACCUGAGAUCCAGGAACCACCGAUCCCACCACAGAAGGUCAACGUCCCUUUCUUCCUCAAAGGACUUCCUCCAAGAUGGCAGAAUUGGUGUAUCCGUGGAGGAGUCACCUUUGCUCUGGUGUUUGGGUAUAUACUCAUCAUCUAUGCUGGACCAGUGGGAUUAACAGGAUUGAUCCUCCUGAUCGAAGUGAUGUGCUUCAAGGAGAUCAUCAGCAUCGGUCACGCCGUCUACCGCACACAGAACUUGCCAUGGUUUAGAACACUCAGUUGGUACUUCCUUGCCUGUGCUAACUACUUUGUCUACGGACAAAGCCUCAAGGAUUAUUUCGGCAUUGUACUAAGAAGAGAAUUGAAUGUCUUGCAGCCCUUUAUUGACUACUACAGGUUCAUCUCAUUCUGGUUGUAUGUAAUUGGUUUUAUGAUGUUUGUCCUAUCUCUCCAGAAGAAACAAUACCUUGUGCAAUUUACUCUGUUUGGUUGGACCCACAUAGCCCUCCUGAUUGUGGUCACCCAGUCCAAUCUUAUCGUCCAGACAUUGUUUGAUGGUAUGAUAUGGUUCUUGCUCUCAACCACAUGUGUCAUCUGCAAUGAUAUCAUGGCCUACAUGUUUGGUUUCUUUUUUGGGAGGACAUCACUAAUCAAGCUUUCACCUAAGAAGACCUGGGAAGGUUUUAUUGGUGCUCUCUUCUCCACCGUAAUCUACAGUCUAUUCUUUACAAGACUUCUCGCACAGUUUCAGUUCUUCACCUGCCCAGCAGAGUAUGAUGAAGAGAGCAUGGUGUUCAUCAUGGAAUGCGAGCCGAGUUCAACGUAUCAAGUCAGAGAAUACAUCCUACCUAGAUUCGUGCAGACUCUCUUGGGAUUUGUUGGUUUAUACUGGGAAACCUUAAACCUGAUGCCAGCUCAGAUCCAUGCUCUUGUCAUCGCUCUCUUCGCAUCCCUAGUCAGUCCGUUCGGAGGUUUCUUUGCCAGUGGGUUCAAGAGAGCUUUCAAAAUCAAGGAUUUUGGUGAUGUAUUUCCUGGCCAUGGCGGUAUCAUGGACAGGUUUGACUGUCAGUUCCUAAUGGCUUCAUUCCUCUAUGUAUACAUCCAAACUUUCCUCAAAACUGCUAACCCAACGAAGCUCGCGCAGCAAAUCCUAAACCUCUCCCAGGAGCAACAACUUUACGUUUUCAACCAGCUGAAAGAAAAUCUCAUCAAAACAGGAGCGAUAGAGGCUUGAAUCCCCAACUCUCCAUGACGAGACAACAGAGGGCUCCCUAGUCAGUGGCGGAGGGAGUAUGUAUAUCAGGGACAAGGCUGUCAAUAGAUACAGGGAGGAUAGGUCAGAGUGAGGUUGAUAUUUGAGUGACUAUUAGUUUAUUGUCUGUGUCUUGCACAAAAAGAAUUCCUAGCUGCACUGCUCACUAUCUAACAAAAUGUGCAUAAUCUCUUGUACUAUAAAUAUAACCCCAAUACUUCAGCUUUGCAAUCAACUUGAUGGUGGUAUGGUGAUACCACUGUUAUGCCAAUGUUCCCAUACACAUUUAAAGGAAAGGUAGACAACAAUGACAGAAUUGUAGCGCAAUUUAUCCUGAGAAAUAGGGGAAUGGAGGAAAUCAUUGUCAGAAGGUUGAAAAGCGGUUCUGAGUUGAAAUUUAUUUUAAUGCUCAAUUUCACAAUGGUCAGUAUUGAUUGUAUUCACAAGGGUUGGUUCACUUUCAUUGGUUGGUAGCAUAUUUGGUGCAUUGUGUUGGUUGAAGAUGUCAACUUAUGAGAUAAAAACAGCUCAGCAGGGCUUGCCAAAGAGGGUGGUGUUCAAGGCCUAAUUGGUGAUUUUGCUAGAGAAAAUCUUGAUGUUGCAAAUUAUUAGAAUGACCAUCACAAUUUCAAAAUGAAAGCUUCACAGUAUUUUUCUAAUGUAAGUUAUAUCAGAAAAAUACUGUGAAGCUUUGAUAAGAGAGUUGUAUAUGCACCAAGACUAUCCUAUUACUCAUAAAUCUAUGACAGGAAAAUCGCUUUGUACUAAGAGCUUGAGGUUCAGUUCUCCUUUAAAACUCUACUUACUGACAUAGCGCCAACCUCUUCCUCUAUUAGAAGUCUCUCAGCAUCCCACAGCAGUGCAUUAUCUUUAUCCUGUCGUUAGUACAGAAGCCUUGCAUAUUAACUGGGUCCCUUUAUCAUAAAAGCUCAGUGUUUGAUUGUGGGUCUUAUAUUUAUUAUUGAUUGUACACAAUAGUCAAUGUAAUCAAUCGUAGAAAUUGGCUCUGCAAUCAAUUACUCAGCUUUUUAGUACGGGGCCCAGGUGGGUGUUUCAUAAAGCUGUUCGUAAGAUAUGAAUGACUUUACGCACGACUGGUGAUCCUUUCUUGUGUUAUCCCUGUAUAAUUGAUAUUAUGAACUGAGAACAUGUUACAGUGGUGCGUAACUUUAUGAACAGUUUAUGAAACGCCCACCAGGGCUCCGUAACACAAAGAUUAGCGAUCAAUCGCUAAAUCAACUGACUAAUCAAGAUCAAUGUUAAGCACGUAUUUGGUUCAAAUUACUGACCAGGAACCAAUCAAAUGUCAGCCCUGGUCCCCAUUUCAAGGCACGAUAGCUUAGUCGGUAAAAAGGGGGGUGUUUUGUGUUCCGGUGACCGGGAUCGAUACCCACUUGGUGUGCUAGUGCCCUUUAGUAAGGCAUUUAAAUCCUCAUUUCCAGGUCCCUCAGAGAGGAACUUAGGCCAUUGGUCCUCUGGUUGCUUGGUGACAAGCAUUCAUGUAAAAAAAAAAAUCACCAUCACCACUUAUACCUCAUCUGGGAUGUGGAAUAUUGAAUGUACUAUGAUGCUAUUAGUGAUAGAAGUCCCCAGUUAUCUGCGAUACGGAAAACAAACUCAAAUUUAUCUGUCAAAAAUCAAAUCCUGGAAGAACACAGAAUCUCAUGGAUCUCAUGGAAAAUGUGAUGAAUUUUGAGGGCAGAAAUAUUGAUUAAUUACAUUUUUAACCUACAUGUAAAUAAAGCAAAAACAACAUACAGUAAAUCAUAAUCAAAGAAAAAUCCAGUAAGAUGAUAUUUUUCUUCUGCAGUUGAUAUAAAUAAAUUUAUUUGCACUGAUUAGGAUGGGCCCACGAAGUCGCAUUGCAUCUCAGCAAAUAUGUACCAUUUCAACAAGUUUUGGUAUCAAAAGUUACAUUUCAUAUGGUUUCUACAUGCUGUCAAAGAAAAAAGAAUUUGAUUGUAAGAACACAAGAAUGCAGAAUUUGCUGAAAGAGUUGAAUAAGUAGAAAACUGGGGACCUAAUAGAAAAAAAAAUGCUGAACAAUAAAGCCCAAAGAUUUUUGUAUGUGAAUAUUAGAAAGACCAUAUUGUCUUUAUGUUGUUCUUCGUGUUGUAUAUGUCAAGCGUGCAACUAUUAGUAAUUUGCAGUAUUAAUGAAGUCAGUGAAAAAUAUCUGAUAAGUGCAUGCAUUUCAGUAAGAGAAUAUAAAAUGGUGGAUUACAUGUAUAUUAAGGCCAGCGCAAACUAUGCGAUCUGAUAUGAUGCGAUUUCUUAAUGAAUUGCCUUUUGCACUGAAUAUGAAAGUUCCAACAAGAAAAAUUACUUUAUUUGAAGUUUGGCAUAAUGUUAGGUAAAAUAAAAUCAUAAUUUUGCUUUGUGGCAAGCCCUGUUGUCAGAGUAAUUUCCCAAUCGGCUUCAAGUCACAGCCGAUGAUGAUGUCAUUACGAUUUUGAUUUAAUUUGCUUUUAUUCGUACAGGGAGGCUUGAACUUGACUGAAAUUUGAUUUCAGUAGUCCUACCACUAUUCUUAUCUCUGAUCGCUAAGUUUUUAUUGAAUUGAAUGUUCAUAUCAAAUGUUAUUAUAAUUUCUUUGAAAAUCAGAUUGCAAUGAAUCGCAUAGUGUGCACCAGUUUUUAAGGAUUGUAAAUUGAUUUUAUUUGUGAUUAUAUGGAGAAUUCAAUAAGGAAAUUCAGAUACUAAUAGUUUUGAAAGAAAUUAAUAUCACCAAAAUAAGUCCAUGAAUUCUUUAGAUUCUUUUUUUUUACCAUUUAAGUCAACUUACACAAUAAAGAACAGGAGUCAGUAAUGCUCUCUUGUACAUUAUUUGAAAAGUUCUGCUGUUCCUGAAAAAUUAGAAAAUGUUUCUUUGUUGAUCUUUAAAUUUUGAACAGGUAUGUAAGAUUUAAAGUUUUACGGAAAAUGUUCAUAGGGAUUGAAUCAUGAUUAUUUAGUUUUUAAGAAUCUAGAAUAAUGAUUUAUUGAGAAAUAUGGAGUUUGGUAAUUAAUGAAAUAUUUGAUGCAUACUUGCUGUCGUAGGAAUGGUUUAUAAAAUGAAUGAAUAUGUAUGUAUAGGAUAAUAUUUAUUUAUUGUUUGCACUGUUUUAUAUUGAUGUUCUAGGGUCUUGUUGUGAGAAGAAUCAUUGUGUUGACUAAAUGUAAGAUACAUUGUAAGAUUAACUUUUUUUGGUCUUACUGAAUAAAUUGGUUUAUUAGAUAAUUAAAAAGGCUUUAUCAAUCACGGAAGAAAAGCUAAUAUGUGCUGCAAAACUUUUCUUUUAAAAUUCAGUUUUUGGUAUUCACAUGGUCAAAUCUUGCAGGUAAUAAGCAUAUUUUACAUAUUAUUUCUUUAUGCUCUACUUAUUUGUCCCAAACCAAAACAUCACUUGGAAAAGUCACAGUUAGAAGUGCUGGAGAAUUGGUAAAAAGUUGUCAAAAGUUUGAAGCAUUGAUGUACAUGUACUUUUGACUGGUAAUGGAAGAAAGAAACUCAAAAACUCAUAUAGAUGUUGUCUUUGUGAAAAAUUAGUAGAGAAAAACGAGGUGUGAUGCUGGCGUCAUAUGUUUAUCUAUUGAAGAAAUAUUUAUGUACAAAGUUAAAUUCAUCUUGAAAAUGAUAUUCAAGUGUUUGUAUGAAUUUCAGAAAAUAUGUUGCAUUGUUAUUCUUGUGACUCUUAAAUAUUUUGAUCCAAUUCUUAGGUAAACCUGAACACGAUGGCAGAGCUUUUCUUUAAUUUUGAUUUUUCUUUAUAAAUCUUUUUUAGUUUUAGGAAAGAAUUUUUUAUAAGUUUUAGAUUUUACGCAUAUUUUUUCAUUUCUAUUUUUGUACAUGCUAACUCAAUUAAUCGUAAUAUUGCCAAAUCUGUUUCUACCUUUGGAUAAAUCAUGUCCACUUUAAUAAAGUUUAAGUGAUAAGUAAUGGUGACAAAGGUUUGUACUAGACUCCAAAUUUCUUACUUCAAGCAAUGUAUUUUCUCAUCCUCUGCUACAUGUACGAACAAGCACUAACCAAGUAACUGCCUAUUGCAGUCAAUUUUGCAUCCCCCAAUCUACCAGGGUUUCAUCUUACAAAGAGUUACGAUUGAUCCGAUCAACCUCAAGUAUAUAGAAAUCCAUCGAUGUCAUAAAUUUUUCUUUAGGAAAUUUGCACAAUGUCCUUUAAAAACAAAGAGAAGCACACUGAGUUGUCAAGAAAACAGUGAAUGUAUGAAUGUACAUGUACAUUGUAUCUAUAAAGUACUUUGAUCAAACUUGUACUUUUGAUGUUGACAUUGCUGGCUUUCCAUACAUGUAGUUGUGAUUGGUUGGAUCAAUCAUAACUCUAUGGAAAUCCAUCAGUGCUAUAACUUUUUUCUACAGGAAAUUUGCACAGUGUUCUUUGUAAACAAAAGGAAACGCAGUGAAUUUUCAAGAAAACAAUGAAUGCAUGAAUAUACAUGUACAUCAUAGAAAGUAUUUUGAACAAACAUGAAUAAUACAUGUACAUGUUGAUGUUGCUGGCCUUCCAUAGUUGCGAUUGAUGGGAUCAAUCGCGACUCUUUGAUAGACGGGCCCAUAACUCUUUGCAAUGAAUUCAAUAAAAGAAAUAAAUUGAUUGCAGGAUAGCAUUUUGCAACUGAUAUCAUUAAUAGUUGUAGUAUAAUUGAUCCAUAAAUAGUAAAUUUCAAUUUGUAAGUAAUAUUUCAUGAAUGCAAAUGAUCAUCUUGCAUUCCCUCCUGAGACCCAGCGAUUGUGCAUGUCCUCAUUUGAAGGGUAUUUUAAAAAAAAUCUUUUUAACAUUUGUAUCAUAUGAUAGGAAGGAGUAUGUAUAUAAUGAGCAAAGUUGGGCCAGUAUUAACUAUUUUUAAAGACAUUGUAGAGGUUAACACCUUUUAGCAUGUUAUUUCCAUAUUGCUGUUCAUGUGAGUAGAAUAUAUAAUCCAUUCCUUUGAUAGCCUUAUGAAGAGGGGAGGGAGGAGGGGAGGGGAGAGGAGGGGAGGGGGUGAGGUAAAUGUGGAUACCCAGUACCACUUCUUAUAAAUCCAGUCUUGAUCAUGUGAAAGUGAACAUGAUUAUGAUUAGAGACCUCUAAAAUAAUCACCCCUCCUUGUCGGCCUCUGCAAAUUUGGAGAUAUUGUGACCCCACCCCGAUCACAAAUAAUUUGUUACUCUUGUCAGAAUAUCUGUAAUUUUAAGUAUAUAUGACCUCUUCCCACUGUUCAUCAUUACAAAGAGAGAGUCCCAAGUAUACCAAGAUACUUAUCAUAUCUAGCAGCGGUUGUUUUCCUGUGGUUUUACCAAAAGCCACAAAGAAAUAGAAUUUAUAUUCCAUGAUCCUACCUUAAUCUUUCAUACUCUAAAGGAGCUGUGUAGAACGUAUUGUGUACUAAAAAAAUUAUAUCAUCAUUAAGGGAUGUGUGUCUCCACCAAUUUUAUCACAUCACUUUGUGGAAUAAAUAUCUGUCUUUCUGGUAUUUUGAUUGAUGCUAAUUCUUUUCUUUAUGUGAUAAAAUUGUUUACAUUUUUUUGCCCAAUUCACAUUGCUCCAAUAACUCAGGAACAAUGUGAAUCCUAUAUUAAACCUGUUUAGAUCUUUGUAGUGCAUCCAAUCUCUUUGUGUGUAUGCUGUGUUGGCUAGCAAGGGAUUUGUAGCAUAUAAAUGUGUGGUGUUUCUCAUACAGUCAAGGUCACCAUUUAACUUCUGAAAAUUUUCAAGAGUGAAUAAUGGCUGAUAUAGAUGUUAGGGUUUUAGUAUCUCAAAUGUCCUGGAUUGGUUGCAUAUAACUAAUAUCUAACAACUCAUGGUAUUUUUCUGAUACUCAUUUACAUAAGAGCCUUGAUUUUGAUUGGUUGUAGAGCCUUGUAACCAUGACAGCCUUGUAACCAUGACAGUUACAAUUAAUGGCAGAGUAACCAUUAAUAAUUUCAUACAACGCCCCCUUCCUCAUAUUUCAUUCUAGCAUUUGGUAUUUCUUAUCAUACUUUGUGAGUAGGUCUUGUUGAUCAGGAAAUGAUUGGUGAAUCACUAAAUCAUUUGUGAUUGCAAUCAGUUCAAUGAAAUCAUGACUUUUAUUUUAUUUAGUAAAAUAGCCAUAUUAAUUGGAUGGAUUGCAAUUAGUGCAUUUGAUCAGGCUUAAGUUAAUUUCGUGUCACCUGUUUAUUGGCUGAUGAUGUUAAGUUUCUUUAAUAUUUUAAUGUUCUGUUUUAAUGGUUCCCCAAGAUACAAUGAAAUAACAUUGAUAAUGGGUACUGAUUAUCAUUUUGCUUAUUUUUUUUAGUUGAUUAAACUUGUUUUAUGCCAACUGUAAUAUCAAGGGUAGUUGUCAAUAGUCAGAAAUUCUAGUACUUAAAUGUUUGUAACAUACAUGUAUGUACUAAAACUAUUUUAAACAUCCAUCCCUGGCAACAAUUCCAAAAAAUCAUCUGACUGGGCAUGGCCGUUCACCUACAGUUCAAGGGACAUUGCCUGCUGGCACAUAAUUCACAGGCCGCCAUCUCCCAGCCAAAAUGUAAAACUAAAACUGUAUUAAAACAAUUAAAAGAAUAUCCUUCCCCUCCCACCCCUGGCAACAAUCCAAACAAAUCAUCUGCACAAUACUAAAUGAAUAACAACACAUUCGAAACUUAAGCAUACUAGAAAGCAAAAACCUUGUUUCACUGUAAUUAAUAUAGAAAGCAAAGCCACUAUCCCCCUCCCACUAUGUGACACGUUUUUUGCACAUGCACAUUGUAAGUGAUAACGCUAACAUGUUUAAGUAUAAGUUACAGUAGAAGACCACCUUGUAUAUUUUCACUGUAGGGUAAAUAUGACUAAUUGAUAUGACUAAUUGAUCAUUAUUAUGGGAUGUCAUUCAUGUAGCAAUAUAGUGAAUAUAUUGUUGAUUUCCUAAUCAAUUUAUUGUGGUGUGUUUUGGUGUUUAUUUGCUGAAGUUAAAGACUUUCUCUUUAUAAAGCAUUUUGAAUUUCGAUGACGCAAUGUGAUAAUGGAGUUCGUGUAAAUUUAGACAUGAAAUGGUAGUUGUGCUCAUUUAAAGUUGUGCUGUCAGACAUGAUUUGGAAUUUCAGAUUUGCUGACCCAUGAUGAAAAAAAAAGUAUUCCUGGGACAUUUUUAGGUAUUUUUAUUAGUUCUAACGCAUGUGUUCAUUUUUUUAAUUACUACAAUAACAUAAUUUGUAAUGCAUACAUAUACUGUAUUGAUUCUGUUCAUGUGUCACAAAUUGCCAUCAUAAAUUCAUAGUUUGAAAUUGCUUGGUUAUUUUGUUCAUUGUGAAAACCUAUUUUCAUUCACGAAUUACGUUGUAUGCAUAAAUAGUUAAAUCUUAUAUUUAUAUACUGGUAUAGUUCAAAAUUUACUUUCCUCUUUGUUUUUUUUUUUAUGAUUACAUAAUUUAUUGCAUGUACAUGUAGAUGUAUAUGAUUUGUUUUUACAUUUUGUGAAAAAAAAUAGCAUUUGUGUUAAUUGGUGUAAUCUUAAAUGGAAAAUAGCAUAUUUAUUUGUAUUUUAGGAGAAAACAAGUUCUUUACAGGGAUCGGUUUCUGUGUUACAGUGUGCAAUGGUCAAUUUAGCCUAGCCAGAGAUUUGCAUUGUAUAAAGUUGUAUGAAAUGAAUAAAAAGAUAUUAUCUUAAAUGAAA
This is a messenger RNA of Lytechinus pictus (painted urchin), 8904 nucleotides long. RefSeq names its product phosphatidate cytidylyltransferase 2-like. NCBI's taxonomy places the organism in Eukaryota, Metazoa, Echinodermata, Echinoidea, Temnopleuroida, Toxopneustidae. The coding region runs from base 243 to 1274 and encodes 343 amino acids. Gene Ontology annotation, cellular component: endoplasmic reticulum membrane. The transcript is spliced from 12 exons. The record is from RefSeq and is a predicted model, not a curated record. Gene Ontology annotation, molecular function: phosphatidate cytidylyltransferase activity.